CACCUUCCUUCUUCUUUCUUCUUAUUGGGCAAAAAAAAAAUGGCUUCCAAGUCUUUGGUUCUAUUGGGUCUCUUUGUUGUUCUUCUGGUUGCCUCGGAGGUCGCAGCUAGAGAUCUUGCUGAAACCUCCACCCACAAGAACAAUGAAGUCGCUGAGGAAACACAUCACCCGGACCAGUACGGAGGACGAUAUGGCGGCGGCGGUCACUACGGCGGAGGAGGUGGUCACUACGGCGGCGGAGGCGGUCACUACGGCGGCGGAGGUGGUCACUACGGAGGUGGAGGCGGCCACCGCGGGGGAGGAGGAGGAGGUGGUUGCCGCUACGGCUGCUGCUACAGAGGAUACUAUGGCUGCUCAAGGUGCUGCUCUUACGCCGGCGAGGCUGUCCAAACUCAGCCGGAGAACGAGCCUGGUCACUAAAACCUAUACAUACAUAUAUAUAUAUGUAGUAUGCGAGUGUGUAUGCAUGCAUGUACUUACACACGUGUGUGUACGCAUGGGAAAACGUCAUGGGGCUUUCAUAAUGAAGUACGUACGUACGUAAAGUGUAUGCACACCAUGACUUAAUUAAAUAAAACGACGACGAAGUUUCUGUAUUUUUCG
Tarenaya hassleriana is the source of this 603-nucleotide messenger RNA. RefSeq names its product glycine-rich protein 3 short isoform-like. Lineage: Eukaryota; Viridiplantae; Streptophyta; Magnoliopsida; Brassicales; Cleomaceae. The record is from RefSeq and is a predicted model, not a curated record. The transcript has 2 exons. Bases 40 to 420 code for a protein of 126 amino acids.